Messenger RNA from Eutrema salsugineum, 792 nucleotides. RefSeq lists its product as uncharacterized. Bases 1 to 792 code for a protein of 263 amino acids. NCBI's taxonomy places the organism in Eukaryota, Viridiplantae, Streptophyta, Magnoliopsida, Brassicales, Brassicaceae. The transcript has 2 exons. The record is from RefSeq and is a predicted model, not a curated record.
AUGGGUGGAUCACAAUACUGUUUCGACACCGUAUCAUCGAUUAUAGCUUUCCAGCAGAGAGCCGAUGCAAGCGCUAACUGGGCAGAGCCUCCGAGCUAUCCCGCUACCACAUUUUCGUUUUUGGAAGACGAAACCGUGGGAAUUGAUGCGCCACAUAGGGACCACGAUGUCACCAGAAUACUAAUCGAUAUAGGAAGCUUGGUAGACGUCAUCUUCUGCGAAACACUUAGAAGGAUGGAAAUCGAUUUGUCCGAAGUAACUGCUAUUCCGAAGCCAUUAACAGGAUUCUCGGGGGAAACAACGAUGACAGUCGGAACAAUCAGACUUCCCGUGCAAGCAGGAGGAGUAACGAAAGUGGUGGAGUUUUUCGUAGCUGACCAUCCGGCAAUUUACAAUGUAAUCAUAGGAACGCCGUGGUUGAACUCGAUGCGUCAAAUCGGCGAGGCGCGUGAGAAGAAGAGCGCGCCGAGCUUUGAUCUGGUGAUCUCGGUAUGCAUAGACGAAUUACAUCCGGAGCGGUGCGUAGAGAUUGGAGCGACACUCGACGAGGCGAUUAAAGCAGAGCUCGUCGCUUUCUUAAAACAGAAUGUUGGAACAUUUGCAUGGACAGCAGAAGACAUGUUGGGAAUUAGCAUCGAUGUGGUAUGCCAUGAGCUCAACGUGGACCCGACGUUCAAACCGCUGAAGCAGAAGAGGAGAAAGCUAGGUCCCGACCAAGCCAAGGCAGUGAACAACAAAGUAGAGAGACUCUUAAAUGUGGGUUCGAUUUUCGAGGCCAAAUACCCAGAUUGA